Messenger RNA from Salarias fasciatus (jewelled blenny), 1645 nucleotides. RefSeq lists its product as uncharacterized. Lineage: Eukaryota; Metazoa; Chordata; Actinopteri; Blenniiformes; Blenniidae. The transcript is spliced from 11 exons. Gene Ontology annotation, molecular function: guanyl-nucleotide exchange factor activity. The coding region runs from base 103 to 1626 and encodes 507 amino acids. The record is from RefSeq and is a predicted model, not a curated record.
UCCUCAUCCAGUCUGUCCAGAGGGAAACUGCUCCUCCACUGCUUCCUGCAGGGACUCAAAGCCGGACUGAGCGAAGGCACAGAUGCCCGACAUCAGGUGGCGAUGCAGCUCCUCCACUCUGAGUGGGAAUACGUGUCGACCUUGAACCAGCUGUACGACAAGUACAAGACGCCGCCGGCUCGCCAGAUGAGCGUGGAGCCGUAUCAGACAUACGUGAACUUCGUGGAGCAGCUGUUGCAGAGACACCUCCUCUUCAGAAACACUCUGCAGGAGCGUUUAUCAGCCGAACACUGGAAGUCUCUGGUGGGAGACAUACUGGUGCAGCUUAUUGGCCAGAAUGAUACAGCUUUUUCUGACAUGUACCUGGGAUACACGACCACACUGGCGUCCUUCCUGUCGCUGGAGUUCAGCAGACUGAACCAUCCUGAGAAGAGCCACAGCACACAGAGCGGUCAGAUGGAGCGGGAGGAGAUGAAGCUGCUCUCGCUGCUGCUGGCGCCCGUCGCUCGCAUCCACAGCUACCUGAGUCACAUCCAGAGCCUGCUGCAGUGGACGGGCAAAGAGCAUCCGGACUGCAGCCUCCUGCUGGGAACCGAGCGAGCGCUGAGGAGCGUCCUGUCUCGCUGUCACGUCGUCCUGGAGGAGGACGUCCGAUGGGAGGACGGAGACGGGGCCGCACAAAGGUCAGGGGGUUGCACUGAUGCUGCGGUCGGUGCAUCUUCUGCAAACUGCUGCAGGAGGAGUCAGCAGACCAGAGAGGAAUCCACCGCCGCUGGCCAGAGAGGCCUGGUGAACGGGGUGGACGGCUGCGCCUCCAUGCGCCUGGAGUGCUGGUCCUGCAGCCCCGUCAGGAGGCAGCGAGCCCCGACGGGCCCCGCGGCCCCCGGGUGUGGUCACGCGUACUGCUCCUCCCUCCUCCUCGCCCCGGACGCCGCGGGAUGGGGGGAGACCAGCGACUCGGGUCAGGGCACCUACAGUCAGCCCACCGGGAAGGGCCCCGACGGGCCCGAGGCCCCCCACGCCAACCACAACCACGAGGACUGCGAGACGGACCCCGACGACACCUCGGCCUUCGACUACUCCUCCAUCACCUCCUGCAGCCCCGACGGCGCCCUGCGGAGGGAGGGGGAGGACGAGGAGGAGGAGGACAGCCAGGUGCCGGUGCUGCUGAAGCCGUCCUGCAGCCAGCAGCAGCAGCAGCAGCAGACCCCCGCCGACACCCCCAGAGAGCGGACUGUGUGUCUGAGGUGGCAGAUUCCCAGGUUGACCCCUCACCCCCCCCUCAGGAGCCCCGCGGGGCCGCACGCAGACGGAGCCACGCCGUGUCUCGUGGGCUCCUACGGGAAGAGGCUGGUCAGCGUGAGGAAGGGAUCCCCUCCUCUGCAUCCGAAAAGUGCCUUCAGGCCCAUCUGGGACGACCCGUCCAAACAGGCUCCGGAGAAGGACAACAGACAAGGUUUCAUCCCGAUUCAAGCCGCAGGCAGACAGAACUACCAGAACUUCAAGCCCAGCAGAGAAAAUCUGAGGCCGGGCCUCCCUCAGAGAGGAAACCCCACAGCGGCUCUGAACAGUGGAGGACUGUGGGACGACAGCGAGGACAGCGAGGGGCCCUGCAGCACGGUUUAACCUCCAAACCUGAGCGCAC